AUGGGUUUAACGCAGAGUGGUGCCGUCCCAGAAGGAGGAAUUCGUGGCUAUCAUGUUCAUGGGUAUUGUUUGAUUGUUGUCCAAUAUAUUCAAGAGGAAUCACCUGCAGAAAAGGCUGGUUUGGAGCCAUUUUUUGAUUUCAUCAUAUCCAUUGGUAAUUCUUGUCUUAACCAAGAGAAUGAUAUACUUAAGAACCUGCUGAAGGCUAAUGUGGAGAAGCCAGUGAAGAUGGAAGUGUUCAACAUAAAGAGCAUGAGAAUACGGGAGUUGCAGGUUGUCCCAAGCAACAUGUGGGGAGGUCAAGGAUUACUGGGAGCCAGUGUUAGUUUCUGCAGCUUUCAGGGAGCAAAUGAACAUGUCUGGCAUGUCCUUGUAGUGGAGGUAAAUUCACCAGCUGCAGUGGCUGGACUUGUUGUUGGAGCAGACCAGGUCUUGCAAAAUACAGAGGAUUUUUACUCUUCUAAAUAUACCUCAGAAGCCAAUGAAGGGAAGUCACUGAAGCUUUUAGUCUACAACACAGAAACAGAUGCAUGCAGAGAGGUGGUAGUUACACCCAAUGGAGCAUGGGGAGGAGAAGGAAGUCUUGGUUGUGGAAUAGGAUAUGGCUACUUGCAUCGAAUUCCAGCUUGCCCUGACAGCUCAAAGUUUAAGAACGUCUCCUUAAUAGCAAGCCCAGAUCAGUCACUGAAUUUGAACACCCCAUUACCACCACCUGUCCACAGAGUCAUGGAUCCAGGUUUCUCAGAUGAUUUAGAGGUAAUAAUGAACUUUGAGGUGUCUGACAUGCCUGAGGGGAAGAUGAAUCUUUCAGUUUCAUCCACUAACAUGGAAGACACUUCACUGGCCAUUCAAGAUUACAAAGACAAUGAAUUCAUGGAUUUGGCGGCCCUAAACACGGUCAUAGUUCUGUGUACUCAGCAACGUUACUGUGCCGUUUACUCUAAAGCCCACCUGCCCCUGACGUCACGUGAGGGGCGUUCCUGGGGAGACGUGUCUGCAUCACAGAAACUCCCUCAUAUGAUGUACCUGGCAGUAUGGGACAAUGAGUAA
Molecule: messenger RNA, 1050 nt
Organism: Colossoma macropomum (tambaqui)
Lineage: Eukaryota; Metazoa; Chordata; Actinopteri; Characiformes; Serrasalmidae
Gene: gorasp1a
Product: golgi reassembly stacking protein 1a
Exons: 11
Coding region: 1-1050 (349 amino acids)
Biological process (GO): Golgi organization
Cellular component (GO): Golgi apparatus
Molecular function (GO): protein binding
Source: RefSeq, a predicted model, not a curated record